Molecule: messenger RNA, 3891 nt
Organism: Truncatella angustata
Lineage: Eukaryota; Fungi; Ascomycota; Sordariomycetes; Amphisphaeriales; Sporocadaceae
Product: glucose-methanol-choline oxidoreductase
Exons: 3
Coding region: 1-3891 (1296 amino acids)
Molecular function (GO): oxidoreductase activity, acting on CH-OH group of donors; flavin adenine dinucleotide binding
Source: RefSeq, a predicted model, not a curated record
AUGUCUUCUGCCUUGCCUUCACCGGAGCCCAGCCAGGGGGCUCACCUCGGACACGGCUCACACCGGAUUCACUCAAUUGGUCGCCACGAGAACGAAGCUAGCGGACCUGGCAGAAGCUACGCCAGGGUACAGUCAUGGGGGAAAAGCUCGAGCUCUUCUGCGUAUCCUCGUCUGUCCAAGCCUCUAGAGUUGAUGCGGAACUCAUAUGACUGCGUCGUCAUUGGUUCCGGUUAUGGUGGUGGUGUGGCAGCGUCGCGGAUGGCCCGGGCUGGCCAAUCAGUCUGUGUCCUAGAGCGCGGCAAAGAGCGAUGGCCCGGAGAGUUUCCCGUUGAGACGGGCGAUGCUCUUGACCAAGUACAUUACUCCGGCGAGUUUGCGCCUGGUUGGUUGCCGAAAAAGCUCGUCAAUGGCGGCGAUCCGACGGCAAUGUAUCAUCUCAUCUUUGGUAACGGUCAGAAUGCAGUCGUCGGCAAUGGUCUCGGUGGAACUAGCUUGAUUAAUGCAAAUGUAUACUUGGAGGCGGACGAAGAUACCCUGAAACAAGAGUAUUGGCCCCGAGAGAUUAGAGAGAACCCCAAGGAGAUGGCACAAUACUAUGAAAAGGCUAGAAAGAUGUUAGAGCCUGAGCAAUAUCCCGAAGAUUGGCCACAGCUUCCCAAGCUAGAUCUACUAAAGAAGCAGGCAAAAGCCAUGAACAUGGAGCACAAGUUUCGAAGAGUGGAGCAGACUACACGCUUUAAGAAUGGGCCCAAUGCUGCAGGUGUUGAGAUGACCCCUUCCGGCCUGACUGGUCAGGAUUGUACGGGUAUCAACGACGGCUCGAAGAACUCAACACUCGUCACAUAUAUUGCGGAUGCUUGGAACUGGGGUGCCGAAAUCUUCUGUGAAUCCGAAGUACGGUACAUUACAAAGGCACCUGGUAGGGAGGGCUACCUUAUCUAUUUCGCUUGGCACGGUCGUAAUCGGGGACACUUCAAGGCUAACCUCCAUGGUGAUCUUAUGUGGGUUCAUGCCAAGAAAGCUGUGUUCCUUGGUGCCGGUGCGAUUGGAACUACAGAGAUCCUUCUGAGGAGUAAGGAAAUGGGACUUGAGACGAGCGACCAGAUCGGGUUGAACAUGAGCGGAAAUGGUGACAUGCUUGCUUUCGGUUACAACACUGACCACGAGGUCAAUGCCAUUGGCCGCUCUCACGGUUCCCCCUAUCACCCAGUUGGACCAUGCAUCACUGGCAUAAUCGAUAACCGAUCGGGACACGCCAACCCGCUCAAUGGGUAUGUCAUCGAGGAAGGUGUAGUCCCAAAAGCCUUGGCUCCUUUCAUGCAAGCUACGCUCGAGCUUAUGCCUGGUAGCAUCGGUCCCAAAGAUGAAGGGAUCGUUGAUACCUUCAAAGCAAACCUCGCUCGUGUUGGGUCUUUCUUCUUGGGACCAUACUACCGCAAAGGUGCCAUUGAGAGGACUCAAACCUACCUUGUCAUGUCUCACGACAGCAACCAAGCCAUAUUGACCCUCAAGGACGACAAGCCUGUACUAGAGUUCCUCGGCGUUGGCCGAAGCAAUCAUGUCAAAUGGAUCAACAGCAUCCUCGAGAAAGCCACUCGAGCAGUCGGAGGCACAUUUGUGCAAAAUCCCUUCUAUGCUCUGAUGGGGCAGCAGCAAGUGACAGUCCACCCAAUUGGCGGCGCUUGCUUGGCUUCGGAGGGCACUGGAGAAAGCGGUGCAACGAACCACUUUGGUGAGGUCUUCAUGGGCAGCGGCCCGGAGACACACCGUGGUCUCAUUGUGACCGAUGCCGCCCUGAUUCCGACUGCUCUUGGUGCCAAUCCAUUUGCCACGAUCACCGCCUUGGCAGAGCGCGCAGUCGACUACUACGCCAAGCGGCAGGGGCUCAUCAUCAACGAGAAAAAGAACGGUAUCCUUGAUCUUUUUGGCUCCCCACAAUAUGGCAAUGAAUGCCAGUACGACUCCGAAGAAGAAGAGAAGGAGGACUUUGCGAGCAUCUCAAGUGCUAGCGAUGUCAUCAAAUCCGCACAACGCAUGAACGAUGGAGGAUUCGGCUUCACAGAAGUUAUGUCUGGUUUCAUCCACGCCGAGCAGGGCCUGAAGGCCGACAGCCAACAGUCAUACGAGUUGGCUGCGAGAAUCGCCGAGUCGCGGUGCGAAGCGGCGCGGUUCUUCCUCAGUGUCCAGUCCUUCAACACUAGGUCGAUUGUGCACGACCCUGAGCACAAGGCCAUGCUGACGGGUACCUUCUCUUGCCCAACCAUAACAGGUUCUCCAUUCAUGGUACAGCGUGGCGACUUCAACCUCUUCCGACAAUACAUGGGUGCACCGGGGACCAAAAACCUCGUGUACAACUUCAUGAUGCGCGGCACCGACGGCAGGCUCCUCCAUUUCCGCGGCGUCAAGGUUGUCGACUCCUCGGUCGCUUUGAACCCCGUCCAGUUCUGGAAGGCCACAAGCACUCUCUACGUAACAGUCAGGAAGGCCAGGCCAAACACGACGUUCCGCGAAGACACAUUGGAGGACGAGGCAACGAAGGGCAUCAUCAUCGCCAAGGGCAUCAUGAAGAUCCAGCCAGCAGACUUUGCGAGCCAAAUCCUGACCAUGACGCCCACCGGUAGCGGUCUGCUGAAGAAGGCCGUGAGCGCUGCCAGCUUCAUGACCUACUUCACUCGCAAGUCUUUGUCACUGUUCCUGGCACCUCUCACGCCCCUGCAAUACCCCAGCCAGAGCUACAAUGGGUACAUCAACGAGACCUUGCCCGACGCCACGUAUAAGAUCGAGGCUGAAGAUGGAGUUGUCACACGCAUGCAGAUGUACGAGCCUACCAACAAGACCCUGGAGAAGAAGGUUCUCUUCCUGAUCCCGGGUGCCUCGGUCGACCACCAGAUAUUCGCUCUGCCCACGAUCGAGUGCAACGCGGUCAACUAUUUCACCAGGGCAGGCUACCGUGUCUAUAUUACCGUGCACCGCAUCUGCGCCCUGAUGGUGGCGCAGAACAACUGGACGACGUUCGACGCGCGCAUCGACAUCAAGGCCUGCCUAGAGAAGAUCCGCAAGGACAACCACGACCAGCCCGUCUACGCCAUCGCCCACUGCAUGGGCAGCGUGGCCUUCUCGACCGGCCUGCUCGACGGCACCAUCCCGGCCAGCUGGAUCUCGGGCGUCACCUGCAGCCAGGUCUUCAUGAACCCGAUCUGGAACACGCUGAACAUGAUCAAGAUCAUGGCCUUCCCCCUCGUGCCCCUGGACAGGAUCUACAAGCUGCUCUGCGGCAACUGGUUCUCCUGCAGCACGGGCGAGGACGACAGCUACGCGCAGAAGGCGCUGAACGAGGCGCUGCGGCUGAUGCCGGACGAGCGGCGGGAGCUGUGCAACAGCGCGUCGUGCCACCGCAUCAGCCUGACCUUCGGCCGGUGCUGGAACCACGGCAACCUGAACGAGGCGACGCACCGGCAGAUCGACCGCUUCUUCGGCGGCGUCAACAUGACCAUGCUGCACCUGCUGAUGCGGCAGGGCUACGAGGGCGGCGUCAUGUCCAACGGCCCCCUGUUCGAGCGCCUCGACACCCCCGACAACGUCCGCCGCCUCCGCGACGUCCCCUUCCUGCUCUUCGUCGGCCGCGACAACGCCGUCCUCAGCCCCACCGCCACCGAGCGCACCUACGAGGUCCUCUGCGACACCUUUGGCACCCGCGACACCCGCGACAACGACGGCCUGCAGUACAAGAGGCGCGUCGUGCCCAACUACGGCCACCUGGACUGCUGGAUGGGCAGGAACGCCUACAAGGACGUCUACCCCUUCGUCAGGGAGGAGGUGGAUCGGGUGAUGAGGGGAGAGGCUUAUGUGUUCGAGGAGCCUGAUGAUUAUAUCAAGAAGAUGCAGGAGUAA